This is a messenger RNA of Exophiala xenobiotica, 1734 nucleotides long. RefSeq lists its product as uncharacterized. Gene Ontology annotation, molecular function: monooxygenase activity; oxidoreductase activity, acting on paired donors, with incorporation or reduction of molecular oxygen; heme binding. The coding region runs from base 29 to 1663 and encodes 544 amino acids. The record is from RefSeq and is a predicted model, not a curated record. Lineage: Eukaryota; Fungi; Ascomycota; Eurotiomycetes; Chaetothyriales; Herpotrichiellaceae. The transcript is spliced from 2 exons.
GUCUUCAGUCUCUUUGACCGACGACGAGAUGGCUUCCAACCAUGUCCUUUCCACGCUGCGAUUAGACAGCAUCGCGCCGUGGCGACUGGCCAUUGCCGGCUUCAUCGUACUCCCUCUCCUCUUCGCUCUCGGAUUCUAUCUAUGGGUCACGCCUAACACGCUCAAGGACUCACGUCGGAAGCAUCUUCCACCGGGUCCUCCUGGACUGCCAUUUCUGGGCAACUACUUCGAACUGUCCAAUGCGGAAACAUUUCGAUUCCAGGCCGUAAAAUGGGCCAAGCAAUACGGCGACGUCUUCUACACGAGGAUGGGCGGGUCAGACUACAUUUACCUCUCCUCGCCCACGGCGGUCAAGGAACUCAUGGACAAGAAAUCCGGCAUCUACUCUUCCCGCCCACCGGCGCCUCUCGCCAGCGAUGUCGCAUCAGCCGGGCGUCGUCAGCUGUUCAUGGCAUAUGGACCCCGGUAUCGAGUCGUGCGCAAGAUUGCCCACGCCUUGCUCAACAUCAACGUGUCGACGAGCUACCAGCCCGUGCAGGACUUGGAGUCCAAACAGCUCAUGUACGACUUGGUCCACGACCCGGAGCACUUCUACGACCACAACCGCCGGUACUCGAACAGCGUCAUCAUGACCGUGGCGUACGGUCAUCGCCAGAAGGACUGGGACAGCCCGCUCACGAAGAAGAUUUACACCGUCGUCAACAACUUGCAGCAGUUUUCCACCCCCGGGGCGUUUCUCGUCGACACGUUCCCCUCGCUCCGCCACUUCCCGCAGUGGAUGUUUGGCAAUUGGAGGAAGUUCGGCGAAAAGUGCUUCAAGCACGAUUCGGCCAUUUAUCUAGGCCUGUGGGGUGAUCUGAAGAAGGAGGUCGACGAGGGCAAAGCGGCGCCUUGCUUCGCAAAGGAUUUCUACCUGAGCGACCCGCAGAAGGUGGGCUUGGACGAGCUGCAGGCCGCGUAUCAGACCGGCGGCCUGGUCGAGGCCGGAUCGGAGACGACGUCGGCGUAUCUGAACUCGUUCAUCCUGAACAUGACGGGCAACCCUCACGUCAUGAAGAAGGCGCAGGAGGAGAUUGACCGGGUCGUCGGCGAGGACAGGCUGCCGGAUUGGGCGGACGAGCCGAAUUUGCCAUACCUCAGGGCCAUCAUCAAGGAGUUGCUGAGGAUGCGGCCGCCGAACAAGUUUGGCAUCCAGCACUACACGACUGCGGAUGAUUGGUACAAUGGCUUCUUCAUCCCCAAGGAUACCGUGGUCGUUUUGAACUGGUGGGCAAUCAACUACGACCCGGAACUGUGGGACAAACCCGAGGAAUUCAUGCCCGAACGAUUCCUGACCUACGACCUCCCGGCGGCGGCCUACUUGAACAUCGCGGACCCGAACCAGCGCGAUCAUUGGUCCUACGGGGCCGGUCGACGAGUCUGCCCCGGUGUGCAUGUCGCCGAGAAGUCGCUGUAUCUGAACAUUGCGCGCGUGCUGUGGGCGUUUGACAUUUCCAAAAAGGUUGCGAGUGAUGGGAAGGUGAUUGAGCCGAAUGCCGCCAUGGUCCCGGGCUGGAUGACCAUUCCUCAGCCCUUUGAGUGCUCCAUCACGCCGAGGUCGGACAAGAAGAAGGCCUUGAUCGACCGGAUUUGGCUGGAGAAGAAGACGGAGCUUGGCGAGUAACAGCGAGGUACAUGAUGGUACCUAAGGUGGCUGUUGUGUGUGUGCGUGGGGAGGGCGUGGAGAUUGAUCAC